Heteronotia binoei (common prickly gecko) is the source of this 3259-nucleotide messenger RNA. Its product is annotated as zinc finger protein 665-like. NCBI's taxonomy places the organism in Eukaryota, Metazoa, Chordata, Lepidosauria, Squamata, Gekkonidae. Gene Ontology annotation, biological process: regulation of DNA-templated transcription. The transcript has 8 exons. Bases 32 to 3259 code for a protein of 1075 amino acids. The record is from RefSeq and is a predicted model, not a curated record.
UCCUCCGUGUGCAGAAGGGAAAGGAGCCGCCAUGCAGCCAGCUCAGGCGGGGGUGUCCUUCGAAGAGGUGGCCGUGCGUUUCACCCCGGGGGAGUGGGCCCUGCUGCACCCAGCCCAGAGAGCUCUCUACAAGGAAGUCAUGCUGGAGAAUUAUGGGAACGUGGCCUCUCUGGGUGAGGAUCCUUUGCUGGUUCUUGUAGUGAGGAGUGAGUAUAAGGCAGCCCUUCAGGAGGAAGGAGGGGGCCAGGCUGUCUGCCCUGGUCCCAGUGGCUGGUCUCUGCUUCCCUCCGCUCUCCUUCUUCCGAUGUGGGGAGGGGUUCUGGGCUCUCCUUGCAAAGAGGAAGCUCCUCCCUGGCACUUCUGGGCCUCAGCUAAAUUUCACGGGCCUCUGGUCUCCAAACCUGACCUCAUAUCCCGACUGGAAGAAGAAGAAGAGCUGUUUUUCCUGGGCUGUGAUGAAGAGGCGGGAUGGGCAGGAGACAUGUGGAAGUCAGUGAAUGAAGCAGAAGAACAUCGAUGGAGGGGAAAGGAGAAUACGUAUUCUAAUGUGAAAGAGAAGUUGGAAUCUUCGGAUACACCAAGCAAAGAGGAAGGAAAACACUCAGCAAAAGGGAGGAAUAAUUCUGGUCUUUUACAAGGGGAUCACUCUCUAAAGCAAAGCACAUGUCAAAGAAACAGCAGGAAGGAGUGCACUGCAAGCAGGGAAAAUUUCCCUGAAAUAUCAGUUAUUAAUGUUCAACAAAGGAUGUAUAAUAGAAAUAAAAUGUAUAAAAGCCUGAAGCAUAGAAGAAGUUUCAGGCAGAGAGCACACCUUACUUCCCACCAAAGAAUUCACACAGGGGAGAAACCUUACGAAUGCCAGGAGUGUGAGAAAAGUUUUGGAAGAAAAGAUAGCCUCAUCUCCCAUCAGAGAAUUCACACAGGGGAGAAACCAUACAAGUGUCUGGAGUGUGACAAAAGCUUCAGUCGGAGGUCACACCUUUGUGAGCAUCAAAGAAUUCAUACUGGGGAGAAACCAUAUACAUGCCUGGAGUGUGGGAAAAGCUUUCGUUACAAAACCACUUUUACUUCCCAUCUACGAAUUCACACAGGGGAGAAACCAUAUGAAUGCCAGGAGUGCGGGACAAGUUUUGGAAGAAAAAAUGGCCUCAUCAUCCAUCGAAGAAUUCACACAGGGGAGAAACCAUACAAAUGUCUGGAGUGUGGGAAAAGCUUCAUUUACCGUACCAGUCUCACUUCCCAUCAAAGAAUUCAUACAGGGGUGAAACCAUACAAAUGCCUGGAGUGUGGGAACAGCUUUACUUACAGCUCCACUCUUACUAAACAUCAAAGAAUUCACACAGGGGAGAAAUCAUACAAAUGCUUAGACUGUGGGAAAACCUUCAGUCAGCAUUCACACCUCAGUAGCCAUCAGAAAAUGCACAUAGGGGCGAAACCAUACAAAUGCCUGGACUGUGGGAAAUGCUUCAGUCAGCGUUCACACCUCAGUAGCCAUCAGAAAAUGCACACCGGGGAGAAACCGUACAAAUGUCUGGAGUGUGGGAAAAACUUCACUUCCAGCUCUAAUCUUACUAAACAUCAAAGAAUUCAUACAGGGGAGAAACCGUUCAAAUGCCUGGAGUGUGGGAAAAGCUUCAGAGACAGAACUAGUCUUACUUCCCAUCAAAAAAUUCACACAGGAGAGAAACCAUACAAAUGCCUGGAGUGUGGGAAAAGCUUCAGAGAGAGAACCAGUCUAACUUCCCAUCAAAGAAUUCACACAGGAGAGAAACCAUACAAAUGCCUGGAGUGUGGGAAAAGCUUCAGAGAGAGAACCAGUCUAACUUCUCAUCAAAGAAUUCACACAGGUGAGAAACCAUACAAAUGCCUGGAGUGUGGGAAAAGCUUCAGAGAGAGAACCAGUCUAACUUCCCAUCAAAGAAUUCACACAGGAGAGAAACCAUACAAAUGCCUGGAGUGUGGAAGAGGUUUUGGAAGAAAAGAUAGGCUUACCUCCCAUCGAAGAAUUCACACGGGGGAGAAACUAUACAAAUGCUUGGAGUGUGGGGAAAGUUUUAGAAGAAAAGAUGGCCUCAUCUCCCAUCAAAAAAAUCACGCAGGGGAGAAACCAUACAAAUGUCUUGAGUGUGGGAAAAGCUUCAGUUGGAGAUCACAACUUUGUGUUCAUCAAAACAUUCACACUGGGGAGAAACCAUAUAAAUGCCUGGAAUGUGGGGAAAGUUUUGGAAGAAAAGAUAGCCUUGCCUUCCAUCAAAGAAUACACACAGCGGAGAAACCAUAUGACUGCCAGGAGUGUGGGAAAAGUUUUGAAAGGAAAAGUAGCUUUGUUUGCCAUCAAAAAACUCACACAGGGGAAAAACCAUACAAAUGCUUGGAGUGUGGGAAAAGCUUCACUGUAAAUAGCACUCUCACUCGCCAUCGAAGAAUUCACACAGGGGAGAAACCAUACAAAUGCUUGGAGUGUGGGGAAAGCUUCAGUGUAAGUGCCAGUCUCACCUACCAUCGAAGAAUUCACACAGGGGAGGAACCAUACAAAUGUCUUGCGUGUGGGAAAAGUUUCAGUCAGAGAUCACACCUUUGUGUUCAUCAAAAAAUUCACACUGGGGAAAAACCAUAUAAAUGCCUGGAGUGUGGGAAAAGCUUUAGUUACAGGUUCAAACUUACUUCCCAUCAAAGAAUUCACACAGGUGAGAAACCGUAUGAAUGCCAGGAGUGUGGGAAAAGUUUUGCAAGAAAAGAUAGCCUCACCUCCCAUCGAAGAAUUCACACCGGGGAAAAACCAUACAAAUGCUUAGAGUGUGGGAAAAGUUUCACUGUAAGUACCAGUCUCACUUGCCAUCGAAGAAUUCACACAGGGGAGAAACCAUAUGAAUGUUUGCAGUGCGGGAAAAGGUUCAGUCAGAGUACACAUUUUACUUCUCACCGAAGGAGACACACUGGGGAAAAACCAUAUAAAUGCCUGGAGGGUGGGAAAAGCUUUAAUCACAGUAGCAUCCUUACUUCCCAUUGGAUAAUUCACAUAGGGGAGAAACCAUACAACUGCUGGAGUGGGGGGGAAAGCUUCAGACAGAGUUAUUAUCUUACUUUGCAUCAAAGAAUUCCCACUGGGGAGAAGCAUCCAAGUGCCCUCAGUAAUUGCUCCCGAGCCGCCCCAUGGAGCAGCAUUGCAGACGGCAGCUUGGCUCCUCCUGCAGAGAACACGAGAGCGUUGGUUGCGUUCCGCUGCAGCACUGAAAGGGUUAACGCCAAAAAGCCAUAG